Molecule: messenger RNA, 1260 nt
Organism: Echinostoma caproni
Lineage: Eukaryota; Metazoa; Platyhelminthes; Trematoda; Plagiorchiida; Echinostomatidae
Source: the annotation of a GenBank genome assembly
AUGUCUCCAUUUGGUGGACGCUACCCAAGCGUGUAUCGCAAGAUUCACAACCCUAGCCCGGAUGAACCUUUCGUCAGCCGCCAUUUACACAAACAGUCGGUCGUGAGUAAUGUUGAGGAGGGUAUCCAUUUAUCUGUAGUUUCGUCCAAAUAUGCUGACAGAUUUAGUCACGUGAAAACGAUGCACGACCUGUUCGAACAGGGACUACGAGUCUCGCGAUUUCAACCAUGUAUCGGUUCACGGACCAGCACAGAUCAACCUUACCGUUGGUUGGUGUACAAAGAGGUGGAUGAAAUGAUCCGGGCAUUUGGAUCACAACUACUCCACGUGGUUGGCUACAAACAGAACACGGAAAAUUUCGUGGGCAUUUACAGUCGCAAUUGCGUUGAGUGGGUGGUCACUCAACAAGCAUGUGCCGCUUAUGGCUACGUUUACGUACCGUUGUACGCAACUCUCGGCCAAGAAGCUUUGCAAUAUAUCCUAAAACAAACCGAACUGGAAGUGAUCAUUUGCCGAACAGCCAAAGAAGCGGGCAGUGUGAUGCGCGAAUUCACCUCAUCUAUCCGAUGCUUGAUCGUGAUCGUGAGGAGUCCCGAGGUGGAAAAAUUGAAAGCCGAGUUCGAGGGACAAGUGCGAAUUUACCUGUUCGAGGAGUUUGUAAUAGUGUCUUGUCCCGUGGUCAGUUGUCGCAACAACCCUAUCGAACGCGGAUAUGAUCAACCCGAUCCGUUCUUUGCAGCACGCGUCCCGAAGGGUGUGACGAUUUCGCACGAGCAGUUUGUCGAUGCGCUCCUCGGCAGUCUAGGCACGGCAGAAGGCAAGGGUCUGGCUUUAAUUCACGGUGCUCGUGCCGGAUAUCCGACCAAUGGUCAGGAGUCGCUGAUGGACGAUUUGGCCGCCAUUCAACCCACUGUUUUCACUGCUGUCCCUCGUGUUCUAUCCAAAAUUCGUUCAGAGUAUUUCAAAAAAUUCCCCAAGUCCACGUGUAUGCGUAAUUCUUUGCACAAAUUAAUCCAGAAGAAAUUCGCCGAACAGAGCAAAGGAAAGUUCAAUCACAGCAGUAUCCAGGACACUUUGUUCUUCAAAAAGUUUCGAAAGGCGUUUGGAAACCACGUGUGCGGUGUGAUCAGUGGUGGGGCUCCUCUCGAUCCUGAAGUAUCCCUAUUCUUUCGGGCGGCCUUUAACGGACCGGUAAUUAUUGAUUCUGAUGCAAAUUUUGUGCCGUCCUAUUUCACAUUGAUUAGUUGGAUAGCUAACUGA